AUGGAUUCGAAACUGUUUUGUGUGAUCAUCAGCGCAAUGUGUGCUUUGCAACUGGUGUAUUCAUGUCCCUUAGAUGACUAUGAUAAUCUCUAUGUACAAGACAAACAGAAUAUUAGUCUGUACUUUGCUCGUCUUCAUGUAAUGGGUCGUGUUUUUAUUUCGGACCUUCAGUUUAUACGAGACCAGAUAACAAGCGAUCCAAAUUCAACAAUGAACGAUUUAGAAACCGCUUGGAACAAAUUUUCCAAGAACAUGACUGACAUCAAAAACAACGAUAACAUUCGACCUGUUGACCUUUUACUGAGAGACUUAGAAAAAAUUCAAAACGGCAUCGCAGAUUAUCAGAGUAAAGUAGCAUUACUCAAAGAGAAAACCUCAGGUGCUGAUGCCAACACACCAGUUAAAGAGUUGCUUGAAGCAAUGUUAAAAGAAUAA
Molecule: messenger RNA, 435 nt
Organism: Cotesia congregata
Lineage: Eukaryota; Metazoa; Arthropoda; Insecta; Hymenoptera; Braconidae
Source: the annotation of a GenBank genome assembly